AUGCUUCGAUUCGUGGCUCGCAGAAAUAUUCACAGCGUUCCCAAGCUAAAAAAUGACAGUUUAGUGGAGAAAGGCAUUCAGAACGUUUUGAGUGCCUCUGGGUUCAAAAUUGCAUGGAAUGACUACCAACAAAGCCUAUGUGAUAAAUUGACACUUGCAACCGCAGGAACGUCGUUGGAGGCAUAUUUGCCGUUUCAUUUAGUACUAAAUACGGCCAAAAAGCCAUUCCAGACUCACAUAUUCAAUCUGGCAUCGGCAGCUCACAACAACCAUCUCUUUGUUGAGAACAUAAUACCAUCGUCUACAAGCACAGCCCCGUCCAGAUUGUUUAGAAACCUCAUCGAGGAACAGUACAAAUGCACCUGGGAAGAAUUCAAGGAAGAAAUGGUCAGGAGAUCGGAAGCGGACGUCUUAGGCCAAGGUUGGCUAUUUCUGGUCGAAAACAGCGACAAGGAAUUGCACAUACUCACUAUUCAAAACAACGGAACACCUUAUUAUUUCCCCCGCAAUCAGUCGUUUGAUCUCAACUCAGCUCUAAAGCUUGAAGAGUUUUCGCAAUUGGAAGCCGUUCGCGCUCUGGUUAAAGAAGGCGGGAAAGUCGAGGACUGGACCAUGCCGUUGAUCGCUGUGAGUUUGUGGGACCAGGCUUAUUUGCACGAUUACGGGGUCAAAGGCAGAGCCCAGUACAUCAGAAACGUGCUAGAUAACUUAAACUGGUCUGUGGUCAACAACAGACUAUACUCGGGGCUUUCAUAG
Lachancea lanzarotensis is the source of this 756-nucleotide messenger RNA. It is a transcript of the gene RSM26, whose product is annotated as LALA0S02e10880g1_1. The transcript has a single exon. Bases 1 to 756 code for a protein of 251 amino acids. Gene Ontology annotation, molecular function: superoxide dismutase activity; metal ion binding. Gene Ontology annotation, biological process: superoxide metabolic process. Lineage: Eukaryota; Fungi; Ascomycota; Saccharomycetes; Saccharomycetales; Saccharomycetaceae. The record is from RefSeq and is a predicted model, not a curated record.